AUUGGUAAUUGUGAAGCUGAAGCUACAAACUUGUAACUGUGCCAGAUCAACAAGGAUGAGCGUUCUUUGACAUGGCUUUGCAGUGCAAAAUGCAGACUUUGCAAGUAGUAGACACUGAAUAUAGUGCUGAUGCUGUGGAGUGGUGCCCUGUGGAAGGCUGGCAAAACAUCCUGGCUUGCGGCACCUACCAGCUGAAGAAACCUGAUGGCAAGAACCCUGAUGAAAGCAACAAGCCCCAUGUCCGGCUGGGUCGCCUUUACCUGUAUCACUUUGAAGAACAGAUUUUUGCACCACUGACUGAGAUCCAGAGGCUAGAAACAGCUGCUGUGCUGGAUAUUAAAUGGUCCCAUGUUCCUGUUGCAGGACAUCCCUUGCUGGCCAUUGCAAAUGCCAAGGGAGCAGUGGAACUUUGUUGCCUGACAGGAAGUGAGAAGAAGAGCUGCGGGCUGGAACCAUUGUGCAGCGUUCACCUAGGAGAUGAAUGCCUCGCUUUGUCUCUGGACUGGUCCAUGGGACGAAAGCAGGGGGGACACUCCCUGCAGUUGGUCAGCAGUGAUUCCAAAGGAAGGCUGAGCUUGCUGUCUGUUGGUGAAACUUCCCCUUCUGUGCACAUUCUGGAACAGUGGAAGGCGCAUGACUUUGAGGCCUGGAUUGCUGCAUUUGAUUACUGGAACACACAUGUUGUCUACUCAGGUGGAGACGAUUCCAAACUAAAGGGCUGGGAUUCCCGUGGUAGUCCAAAGGCUCCUGUUUUCACAAGUGAGAGGCAUUCAAUGGGGGUAUGCAGUAUUCAGUGCCAUCCACUCCGGGAGAAUCUGCUGGCUACAGGAAGCUAUGAUGAACAUUUUCUCCUGUGGGACACCCGAAAUAUGAAGCAGCCAUUGGCAGACACCCAUGUGCAGGGUGGAGUGUGGCGGCUGAAAUGGCACCCAACGAGGGAGCACUUACUGCUGGCAGCCUGUAUGCACAAUGGCUUCAAGAUCCUCGAUUGCCAAGGCGCUAUGGUAGCGAACAAAGAGAGAUGCCCUGUUCUUUCAUCCUAUGUCUUGCAUAAUUCCUUGGCUUAUGGAGCUGAUUGGUCAAGGCUUACCCUGAAGGAUCCCUUGGUACUGUCUACAGAGAUGCCAGUGGUUCAUGUAGAUGAAGGAGCAACAAGAGUGGAUCUUGAAGUCCAGAACCUGAAGAUAGUUUAUGAAUCUCCCACUGCCACCUUUGAUGUGUUGUUAGAUGAAGAUCAAACCCCUGCCUUGCCAGCCCAAGUGGAAGGAAACUUUGACUUUCAAAGACCAGGUCCUGGUGGGAAUGGUUCAAAUACCAAAGCGCACAACGAAACUGAACUGUUCAAAGCCCAAAGAGAAACCAGCCUCCUGGCAACAUGCUCCUUCUAUGACAAUGCCCUACAUGUUUGGAAAUGGGGAACUAGCUAGACUGUCUCUUCAG
Molecule: messenger RNA, 1440 nt
Organism: Euleptes europaea (tarantolino)
Lineage: Eukaryota; Metazoa; Chordata; Lepidosauria; Squamata; Sphaerodactylidae
Gene: DPH7
Product: diphthamide biosynthesis 7
Exons: 10
Coding region: 72-1427 (451 amino acids)
Molecular function (GO): protein binding
Source: RefSeq, a predicted model, not a curated record